AUGAAACGCACUGUGAAACCUGCUUACCAGAACAUGCUGCUCUCUUACGAGAAGAACUUCGAUAACACCUGUACCCUCUUUGGGAUUGAUUUCUCAGUAAAGGUUGGUCAGAUCCUAGAAAGUGGUUGUGCGAAGACCGAAGAGGAGGAAGCGCCGGCCGCCGAGCAGGACUGUCAGGUGUUCUCCGGCUCUGGCGUGUGUAAAUGGUUCAAUGUGAGGAUGGGCUUCGGCUUCCUCUCCAUGACGAACCGAGAGGGAACCCCGCUGGAGGCCCCGGUCGACGUCUUUGUCCACCAGAGAUCCCGAGCUCAGUCCAUCGUCCCCUGCACUGUGGCGCAGGUGCUCUCUGUCUCCCAGACAGAGGAUGUCUUCAGAUUUGGAGAAGUAGAGCUGUCACAGGUGACCCUUGUGGGAGUGAUCCGUCAUGCGGAGAAAGCACCCACCAACAUCCAGUAUAAGCUGGAUGACAUGACCGCCCCGCCCAUUGACGUCAGACAGUGGGUGGAUACAGAUGAAGGAGGUGGGGAAAAUAUUGUUGUGCCUCCAGGCAAUUACGUUAAAGUGUCAUGUCAUCUCCGCUCUUUCCAGUCCAAGAAGAGUCUGGUUGCCUUUAAUGUCAGGCCUUUGGAGGAUAUGAAUGAGUUGACCUCUCACAUGCUGGAAGUGGUUCAUGCCCAGAUUCUCCUCAAUAAGCCGCAGCCUGUGCUGGGUGGUGGUGGCAUGAAUCAGAGCCUCAGCGUGCAGAGAAGCAUGGAGAGCGGAUUCUCGGGAGCCGGGGAUGAUGGGCUGAACGGCUUGACACCACAGCAGAGUCAGGUGUUGAAUUUGAUCAAGCAAUGUAAAGAAGAGCAAGGGAUAAGUAUUCACGACAUAAAAAUCAGGCUUAAGGGAAUGAACGCCAUGGCCGUCAAGCAGGCUGUGGAGUUCCUCGGUAAUGAAGGGCACAUUUAUUCCACUGUGGACGAGGACCACUUCAGAUCAACAGAGGCGGGGAACUGAGAAACGAGGAGGAAUCCACUCCCGUUAGUGCUGCCCAAACAGUUUCUUUUCACAAGCUUCGAAGAACUGAAGGGCCAUCCAGUUGCGAGCGAAAAACUGAUAACGUGUAUUGGUUUAUUUCAGUUAGUUCCUGCUUUUAAAAGCAUCUUAUAUCCUGAAUAAAGAGGAAGCCUACAGUCUUACUGCAACACUCUUUUCUGAAGAUGCUUACUUAUAUUAAAAGUACCCCCCCCCCAAAUUAGUAUAUUGUACGAGCACUUGCACAAUAUCCAGUUGCAAUAAAUAACACUGGUGGCAUUUUAGUUAUACUUCAGUUUUGGGUGACAGUCUUGUCAUGUUGGUUUUGUAUUGUGACUGUUCUUUUGAUCCCCAAAGCAGAAAAUAAAAGCUGUCAUUUGCAGGACUGGUAAAUAAUAGGCUGUGUGGUUCUGAAUCGGAUAUAUCAGCGGCCCUGACUAUUGAGGCGAAACUGACUUCCCCAAAUGAAGCAGGGGAGAGAGAUCUAGAGAUGAGUAUUUAGAUUUGUAUGUGUUUCCUCAGACCUAAAAUACUUCAAAGCAGUGAACCUGCACAUCGAUCCGUAAAGCAUGCUGUGCACACCAGUUCCCUUGACACUUUCAGGGUGUUGUUCCCUUUGUUGUAAAUCCCCUUAUCCCUGUGACUAGUCAGGGGUGGUCAAAGGUGGUGAUAAUGAAACCAACAAAGAGGAGAAUUUGAAUUGCUUUAGUGCUCAAUAAGACCUGACUUAAUCAGAAGUCAUAAAGAAUUCUAGCAGUUGGUGAGGUUGCUCACAUUUGACAUUUAAAUUAACUGUACUGUGGCUUUUUAUUUUUUUGAGUGGGGAAGUCACCCUAAUAGAUGUAGGGUAUACAGUAUUUUUUGUAUGUGAUCAGUUAAUAAAUGGCAAUUGUAUACAA
This is a messenger RNA of Polyodon spathula (Mississippi paddlefish), 1916 nucleotides long. RefSeq names its product replication protein A2 (gene rpa2). Gene Ontology annotation, cellular component: site of double-strand break; chromosome, telomeric region; DNA replication factor A complex. The transcript is spliced from 9 exons. Gene Ontology annotation, biological process: double-strand break repair via homologous recombination; nucleotide-excision repair; DNA replication. Bases 1 to 999 code for a protein of 332 amino acids. Lineage: Eukaryota; Metazoa; Chordata; Actinopteri; Acipenseriformes; Polyodontidae. The record is from RefSeq and is a predicted model, not a curated record.